Molecule: messenger RNA, 3762 nt
Organism: Lasiosphaeria miniovina
Lineage: Eukaryota; Fungi; Ascomycota; Sordariomycetes; Sordariales; Lasiosphaeriaceae
Product: armadillo-type protein
Exons: 7
Coding region: 89-3733 (1214 amino acids)
Biological process (GO): nuclear-transcribed mRNA catabolic process, nonsense-mediated decay
Cellular component (GO): exon-exon junction complex; cytoplasm
Molecular function (GO): RNA binding; protein binding
Source: RefSeq, a predicted model, not a curated record
AAUUUAUCAACCCUUAGCAACUCCAUCUGCGAGUGACCGCGCGCCGCCCCUCCCUGCUCGAGCACACACAUAGACUGAACGAUCCGCCAUGGAUCGCGCAAGGAGGCGCGAGCUCCGGGAGCUCAACCAGAGGGCAUGGGAUGGCGAGAAAGAUAUCUUUCCCGUCGCCGCGUCCCUUGACUCUACUCUGAAGAAGAACACGGCCUUCAUGAAGCGUCUCCGCACCGCCAUCACCCCCGCCACUCUCAACACCUUCCUCCAAGAAAUACGAACCGUUAGCUUGUCCAAGUACCUCUCGGAGAUUAUCUCGGCAUGCUACGAAGGACUGUGCAAGCUCAAGUCCCCCGGAGAGGUCGAGGCCGGCGUGGAAAUCGUCAGCGCUUUGCACCAGCGUUUUGGCCCUACGGACUUUACCGAAUACCUCGGAUGGCUUCUCGGCAAAGGCAUGGCCACCCCCGACAAAGGUGCCCUCAAGGCACUCCCUGUAGAACUGAGGGAGAAAGAAGAAAAGGAACGUUUGGUCCGGCAGCGGGUUCUUCUUCGAGUUGUUACCGAACUGUGGCUUGUAGGCAUCCUCCGGACCCUCGAUGAUGUCUCGCGUCCCGAUGACGCUACGAAGGGAGCCACCGGGAAGGUGGCCGACUUAAAGCCCCGAGGCUCCACGAAAGGGGGCGGUGCCGAGCCUUUUCCUCUAGAGGUUCUCAAAGACCUCCUUAGCCACGAUCGGGAGCAUGCAAACCUUCCUCUCCUCGUCAUUUUUGUCAAGGCCUUCGGUUGGGAUGUGUUGGGAGUCAAGGCGGCUGGGUCCGAAGGCCGAAGAACUGUCGAAGAAGAUGGUGUUACCAGCGGUUCUAGCGAGGUCGAGACCCGCGAGGAUGCUGCCACCGUCACUUCGGAAGAGGCUCCGUUCACUUCGCCCGAGCUGCAGGAGCGCUUCAGAAACAUUCUAAAGCGAUAUUUCGAGGACAUCAAGAGUCACCUUGUUCGAGACCAGAAGGCUAUCUUCAACCAGUCUCGCAAAAAUGCAGAGGCCUACGUUAAAUCAGGCGAAGUGUUUGAAGACCGACAGUCAAACUUCGAGAAACAGGUGAAGGCCCAAGAACGCCUAGUCGCCAACGCCCAAGUCAUUGCCGAUAUAAUUGGCGCAGAAAUGCCAGACUUGAAGGACACGGACGAUCCUGCCGCAUCAGCGAACGGCUCCAUUGGUAUUGUCAAGGCAGGCGAGUAUCUCCGUGGGCAGGGCGAAGGUUCUGGCAUAUGGGAGGAUGAAGAGGAACGCCGCUUCUACGAAAAUCUCGUGGACCUCAGGGGCAAAGUACCUGGAAUUCUUCUAGAAGACGUAAAAAAGAAGAAACCCGACUCGGACGAACAGGUCGGCAAGAAGGUUGACCCUUCUGACGCGGCAGAGGCAUCAAAGGCUGCAGAUGCUGCCGCUGACGAGCAGUCAAUGGCGAUUGCGAACAAGACGAUUGGAGCCCAGGUUGAUGCGCUGCUUGCUCGACUACCGGACCUGACCAACAAGGAAGCCAUUGAUCAGACCGCCAUUGAUUUUUGCUUCCUCAACUCCAAGGCUUCCCGCAACCGACUCGUCAAGGCUCUGACAGACGUUCCCAAGGGCCGCGGCGACUUGCUCCCGAGUUGGUCGAGACUUGUUGCUACGCUCGGACAGUACAUGCCUGACAUCCCUAAAGGCCUAGUCGAGCAUCUUGAUGCCGAGUUCCGCAGCCUCCAGCGACGGAAGGAAAAGGAAUUCCUGGGCCAAGUCAGACUUGGCAACAUCCGAUACCUCGCUGAACUGACCAAGUUUGGCAUUGUACCAGAGCAUGUAGUCUUCCAUUGUCUAAAGGUCAGCCUCGAUGAUUUCUCUCGGAUGAAUAUCGAGAUUAUCUGCAAUCUCCUAGAGAACUGCGGACGAUAUCUGCUGAGGAACCCCGAAACCUCGCCCCGCAUGAUGUCCUUUCUGGAAACGCUUCAGCGGAAGAAGUCUGUACAGCACAUUGGGCAGGCCGAGAGAAUGCUCAUUGAGAACGCCGUGUACUACGUCGAUCCUCCGCAGCGGCCGGCCAUUCAGCAAAAGGAGAGGACGCCUAUGGAGCUCUUCAUCCGUAAGCUGAUAUACAGUGACCUGACGAAGCGCAACUACAGCAAAGUCCUCAGGCAGAUCCGCAGGCUUCACUGGGAAGAGAAAGAGGUUGUAGCGAUUCUGCGCAAAGUCUUCUCCAAGCCUGGAAAGAUCAAAUACGGCAACGUCCACCUCCUUGCCAUUCUACUGAGCGCUAUGUACAGAUACCAUGCCGACUUUGUCGUUGGCGUCAUUGACACCGUCAUCGAGUCGAUAUUGUUUGGCCUCGAACAGAAUGACUUCAAGUUCAACCAGCGCCGAGUUGCCGAGGUUAAGUAUCUCGGGGAGCUUUACAACUACCGAAUGCUGGAGCAUCCAGUGAUUUUCGACACCAUGUACAGGAUCAUGACAUUUGGCCACGGAGGACCCCCAGUUCCAGGACGCGCAAAUGCAUUUGAUCUCCCGGAUGAUUUUUUUCGCAUUCGCUUGAUCUCCACGGUUCUCGAAACGUGCGGGAUGUUCUUCAACAAGGGGGCUGCAGGAAAGAAAUUAGACUACUUUCUUUCCUUUUUCCAGUACUACAUCUACACCAAGAACCCGCUACCCAUGGACAUAGAAUUCCUCGUGCAAGACAUUUUUGCCCUUACGAGGCCGCAGUGGAAGCUAGUAUCGAACCUGGAAGAAUCCUACAAGGUCUUCCAGCUGGCUGUUACCCAAGACCAAAAAACAUCUGGUCUCGACAAGGGUGUUGAGCAGGACGACAAAACGAGCGAAACGUCGUCUGACGGAGAUGAUGGAGGUGAUCUAGCGCUUGUGGAACACGACGAUGAUGACGAGUCAGCCUCAGACGAUGGAGAGGCAGAGGAAAAUGAACAGAACCAUUCCUCGUACGGCAGCGAGCCUGAGGAACCGGCCAUCGUCGUCACCAGACAGGAGGAAGAGAUUGAUCCCGAGGAUGAAGCGGACUUCGAGCGUGAGUAUGCGAAGAUGAUGGCUGAAAGCUUGGAGUCACGGAAAUUCGAGCGCAAGCAACAAUUCGACGUUCCGCUGCCAGUGAGGUCGAAGGCGCGCGAAACCAAUGCCGGUGUUGAGGCCGUUGGGGAGAGUACUGCGGAGCCCAUUAAUGGAACGAUGGCCUUUUCCUUGUUGACCAAGAGGGGAAAUCGUCAACAGACUCGGACGGUUGAGCUGCCUUCUGACUCGCACUUUGCCAUCGCCAUGAAAACUCAGCAGCAAGCCGAGAAGGAGGAGCAGCAACGUAUCAAGAACCUUGUGCUCAACUAUGAUCUGCGCGAGAACGAGGACAACGAUGGUGAACAUGACUCGAAACCCCUAGGCGCCAAUCCCAAUAUUUACAAUGCAUCUCGUUUAGGUCACGAAAAGCCUAGUACUUAUCACCAAAGUCGCAUUGACCCACGAACGGGCAAAGAGAGAAGUGGACAGCGCGUCCGCAAGCUCCAACUCAGCGACGUCGAUUGGUAUGGUAUCCCCGAGCGAACUCCCCCUUGCGAGCCGGUAUCGCGGACUGGCGUAAGCCCGCUGCUGGCUCAGCGGUCAAUGAACAGAGCCACCAGAGCGUCUGAGUGUUUGCCUAGACUUGGCACAGUAGAGAAGAGCAAGACUGGCAGUCAUCGCACGCACUCUCAUUCAGGUGGCCGUCAGCGAAAGUGAUUUCGGAACCGGCUUUGAAGGACAUCACC